UAACAAAAAGGAGUUUAGACUUGGAGUCGUUGGAGAUGUGUCGUCAGCCGUCGUCACAGCUGCAUUUUUGAAGCAUCCCAUUGUCCACCAAAUGCAUGACCAACGCGUCCAACAGCACCACUGUCAACGCCGCCUAGGGUUUUACACUUUUCACAGCUAAGAGAAUUUUAACUAUUAUUUUUAUUAUUAUUAUUAAAUGCCCUCCAGAUCCACACUCCAAUAUAUUACUCAACAAAAGAGAGAUUCUGGUCUCUCUCUCCCUGUUUGAUUGUCCAGUCUGAGUUCACUUCAAUAUGGGGCAAGAGAGCUUCACUCCCCAGAAGAGAGCUAGUGGCGGAGGAGCCCUUCCCACCACAACCGCCAACGGCAGAGCGGGCCGUGCAACCAUGCCGCGCGGCAGGCAGAUUCAUAAGACCUUCAAUAACAUCAAGAUAACUAUCCUCUGUGGUUUUGUCACCAUCCUCGUCCUCCGCGGUACCAUCGGCAUUGGCAACCUCACUAGCUCUGACGCUGAAGCUAUCAACCAGAACCUUAUUGAGGAGACUAACCGGAUUCUCGCCGAGAUUCGCUCCGACAACGACCCUACCGACCCUGAUGAACUGCCCGAGGCGGAUAUCAACCCCAACGUCACUUACACUUUAGGCCCCAAAAUGUCUAUUUGGGACGAGGAACGCAAGGUAUGGCUUAACCAAAACCCCGAGUUCCCUAAUUUUGUGAAUGGGAAGCCUCGGAUUUUGCUCUUGACCGGGUCGCCUCCUAACCCUUGUGAUAACCCGAUUGGAGAUCACUAUUUAUUGAAGGCGAUAAAGAAUAAGAUCGACUAUUGUAGGAUUCAUGGGAUUGAGAUUGUCUAUAAUAUGGCUCAUUUAGACAAAGAACUAGCUGGUUACUGGGCGAAAUUGCCCAUGAUUAGGAGAUUGAUGCUGUCGCAUCCUGAAGUGGAGUGGAUUUGGUGGAUGGAUAGUGAUGCUAUGUUUACUGAUAUGGUUUUUGAGAUCCCGUUACCCAAGUACGAUAAGCAUAAUUUGGUGAUUCAUGGCUAUCCUGAUUUGUUGUUCGAGCAAAAAUCAUGGAUUGCUUUGAACACUGGGAGUUUCUUGUUUAGGAAUUGUAAGUGGAGCUUGGAUUUGCUUGAUGCCUGGGCUCCAAUGGGUCCCAAGGGGCCAAUAAGGGAGGAGGCUGGCAAAAUUUUGACUGCAAAUUUAAAGGGGAGGCCAGCAUUUGAGGCUGAUGAUCAGUCAGCUUUGAUAUACCUGCUUCUUUCGCAGAAGGAUCAGUGGAUGGAUAAGGUUUACAUUGAGAAUCAAUAUUAUUUGCAUGGGUAUUGGGCAGGAUUGGUGGAUCGGUAUGAGGAGAUGAUCGAGAAGUACCAUCCAGGAUUGGGUGAUGAAAGGUGGCCUUUCGUGACUCAUUUUGUUGGUUGCAAGCCUUGUGGGAGCUAUGGUGAUUAUCCUGUUGAACAGUGCUUGAGAAGCAUGGAAAGGGCUUUUAAUUUCGCUGAUAACCAGGUGCUUAAGUUAUAUGGUUUUGGGCAUAGGGGACUAUUGAGCCCGAAAAUCAAGAGGAUCAGGAAUGAGACAGCGACUCCAUUGGAUUAUGUAGACCAGUUUGAUAUUCGCCGUCCAGCGGAUGGAAACAGCGGAUCAGAGAGCUAGUGGGUGAAAGAUGUUCACUGUGCCAUUAUUUAUAGGUAACGUAAUUCCUUAGUUGAAGGCAGAUUUAAUCUGAUAGCAGUUUACAAUUAAGUUUGUUUCCUUUCAACGUUGUCUCGGUUAUGCUUCUGAGAUAAAAAGGUUAGAAUUUUUUUUUAUCGACAUCAACUUUGUCUUCCUCCCUCCUGUGUUUGAGUAAAUCAAUGAAGGAAAUUUACAAACAAGGCUAUAGUAUGGUUUUUCUUUUUGUA
This is a messenger RNA of Manihot esculenta (cassava), 1903 nucleotides long. Its product is annotated as probable xyloglucan 6-xylosyltransferase 5. The transcript has a single exon. NCBI's taxonomy places the organism in Eukaryota, Viridiplantae, Streptophyta, Magnoliopsida, Malpighiales, Euphorbiaceae. Gene Ontology annotation, biological process: xyloglucan biosynthetic process. Gene Ontology annotation, cellular component: membrane; trans-Golgi network; endosome. The coding region runs from base 294 to 1655 and encodes 453 amino acids. Gene Ontology annotation, molecular function: hexosyltransferase activity. The record is from RefSeq and is a predicted model, not a curated record.